This is a messenger RNA of Lineus longissimus, 3536 nucleotides long. Its product is annotated as myosin-6-like. NCBI's taxonomy places the organism in Eukaryota, Metazoa, Nemertea, Pilidiophora, Heteronemertea, Lineidae. The transcript has 2 exons. Bases 258 to 2336 code for a protein of 692 amino acids. The record is from RefSeq and is a predicted model, not a curated record.
AAUCAACCAAAGGUGAAGCGAGUAAUCGGUUGUGUUGAUAUCCAGUUUCCCGUUUCCCGUCUACGAAAGCUUGACACCGACUAAGUCUCCCGGACCAAAGCAGAAUAUAUAUUAACACUACACUGAGCCCGAACCAGAAUUGAUUCAAAGAGCAGACGACGGACACUUGCAACUGCUGCUUCAAGAAAACGCCUGCGAAUAAAUCCGACUUAAGACAGACGAGCGCAAAAAGCCGGGUACUUGAAAAACCUAUUAAGAUGACGAGCCAAAAGAAUGGUGUAGGCCUAUUCACCUUUGGGAUAACAAUUGGCGAGCAACCGUCCAAUCCAGAACAAACGUCACAUCCCGGACAUCCUAUCAUCAGACCAGCAGUGUUUGGUAGAGGUAGAGCCAAGCAGCAGUUCGAAUUCGGACUUGGGGGUGACAAACAAUGUCCUUUAAGGCAGCUGGAAACCCAACAACCAUCGAAUAAGACAAAGGAAGGAAAUGACUGGACAAACACCGAAAGUAGCAUUACUGAUUCAAGGGAGAAGCACAAGCUAGAUGACCAAUGCAAGUCCCUCAUGAAUGAGCUAGAAGGUAUGACGUCGCGUGACAAGGAUGCUAAGAACACGAUUGCACAUCUCAAAAGGGAGAGUGGUGUCCUGCAGACGACGGUGACGAAUUUGCAUAAGGAAAUUUGUUUGUUGAAACAGGCGAACAAGAAUAUGUGUGAGGAAAAUGUGAAGCUGAAGAAGGAAGCCACAAGUUUUGAAGAAACAAAGAAAAAGGUUGUCAAAUUGACUACCAAAAACCUGACCGCAGUGCACGACCGCAUUGUUGGAGAGAUUAAGGCUCAACACGAGAGAGAGCUUCAGCGGGCCAAAGAAGCAGUGGAUGACGAUUCAAGAAAGGCAAAAGAGGAUGCGGCAGAAGCAAAGUUGAAGGAGGAGGUUAAGAGGUUGGAAGAGGCUCACGAAGUUGCCAUUCAAAUGCUGACGGCUGAGCACGAUCGUGUGAUGGGAGACAUGAAGUCACAACACGAACGUGAACUCCAGGCGAAGUCCGUCGAGGUACUGGUCGGGACCGCGUCGCCCGUUGAUUAUGAUGAGUUCAGGACGUCAUCGCCCGUUUCGAGACAGGCCAGGGACGCAUCUAUUCGCCAUGGUUCUGAGAGAAGGUACAAGACAGUCAUGAGGCGUAGGGAUGUGGCUAGCGUCUCAGGCGAUUCUGGGGUGGCCGAGUCGGAGGAAACCAUCAGAGAUUGGCAGUUGGAAGAGCGCGAGGGACGAGAAAGAGACAUGGAGGAGAUCAUGGGGUUGCUGGCGAACUUGGAUAAAAAAUUAGACGGUAAGGUCGGCAAACUGGAGACAUUGAUUGAGUCGAAGCAUCUGGAUGGACGCCAUGGGCAUCGAAAUGACGUGAAGGCCAUGAAAGGGAACAUGGACAAGAAAAUUGACUUGAAAGUCGAUCAUUUGGAAAACUGCAUUGAUAGUCUCGUUCAAGAGAUGCGAGCGCAACACCAGAGCGUUACCCAGGCAGUGCAAAACAUGGAUGUCAAAGGAAGUUUCUCAAAGGUCGAAGGAUUGGUUGGCGGUUUGCAGAAAAAGAUUGAGGAUUCUCGUCAAGAGGGGCGCAAGAAUCACCAGGCUCUGACAAACGCAAUCGGGAGUAAUGGCCAGGCAAUUGGAGAUGUCGGCAAGAUGACUGACGCUCUUUUACAAGAUGACCACGAGCAACACGCAGAGGUGAGGCAAGGAUUUGUCAACUUAGGUGAGGAGGGGGAAAAGAUGGAGAAGCUGUUGCAUGUUCUCCUGGGAGAAGGACGUCAGCAAAGCAAGGAUUUGAAGCAGUCGAUUCAGGAUUUGAAUGGGGACAUUGACACGAAGGUAUCCAACUUGACCCAGACACUGCAACGAGAUGGUGGUCCGUACCAGCAAGACAUGCUGAACGCGAUAGGUAGCUUGAACGAAGAGAUUGAGAAAAUGCUGUCGGAGUUGUCAGAAAGUCUGGAUCAAAAUGGCGGCGAACAGCAUAAUGACCUGAAGCAGACGAUAGAAGAACUGGACCAGGGAUUCCAAGCAAAGAUGGCAAACUUGGAGGAUUUGAUCGACAGCAACCAUUGCGAUGAAGGCCAGCAGCUUUAUGGUCUUGGUGAGAACUUUGACGGGAAGUUGAGUGAGUUGUUGGUCACUCUUCAACAAGGGGGACAAGUGCAACACACAGAAGUGACGCGGGUGAUUAAGAACCUGGACUCGGAGAUUGACAAAAAGGUGAAGAAUAGUUUGGAAGAGUGGGCUGAGGAUUUUUGCUUCAAGACGGUGAACACGAGCACCAUAAAAGUCUGCAGUGUUUGAAAGGGAACGGAGUGACGUUUCAUGGGGGACAUGACACUUCUCUUUGACUCUCUCUAAAUGGACAAUUGCCUGGCAGGGAAAUGAGCUCUUUUGGCGAAAUCUAUGAGCUCUCUCUGUACACCUGGUGUAGAAGUUUGAAAUGCCUUCGGAUGGAAUAUCCGGCCGGGAACUAAGGAUUCUAUUAUGCACUUGUUGACGGCUAUGGUCCCUGUAGAACCAUAUACAGUGGAACCCGCUAACACGACCACUCAUGGGACCGAGGUUGAAUGGUCGUGUUACCGUUAAAACAUGUCUCCGUGCCUGUAACUAACAUCCUCCUAGGAAUGGCUAGUUCCUUGGUAAUUACAUGUGUAUAUACAGCGAUGUCUCUGUCUUGCUCAUCCCGAGGCAUCAUGACCCUCAAGCCUUGGAUCCACUCCGCCGACCUAGGCUCCGUUAACGGACCGAAUAACUCCGAUGGUUCGGAAUGAUCCGAUGAAAUCAGGGGUUAACAUUAAUCCCCGAUUUCGUCAGAAUGUGUUGCUAUAUGACAGCAAGCUCUUUGGUCUCGGCUUUGCAACACCACCUCAAUCCUCGAAUACUAGGGUCAGUCGUAAACUCAUCCCCCUGUACUGAGCUCGGUCGAGGUGCAGAGAGAAAGCCCCUAAAGUUUAGGAUGCAGUACCCCAUGGACUUGCCACUUGACGACGGAUUGUCUUUCACAGCUUCAAUGUCCCGGAGUAAUAUCAGCAAUUAUAUGUUGUCACAUCCUUGGUUUUCAGUCUUCUUGAAGGACAAGUCUGACGUAUUGGGUUGGGUUGUCAAUGCAACAAUUUUGCUUAAAUACUUUUGUACUCACAAACCCAUCCCAGUACACCUGGUUGGUUGUGACAUUGUCUUCACAACUUUAACUCGUCCCCUUCUUUGCAGAGAGUUCUAGAGAAAGCUUUCCGACCUCAAUAAUUCCCACCCCUUGUCUGAAGAAUAACACACAGUUGAAAUAAAGUUUAAAACAUUUAUUACUAACACGGACACGGAACAAUGAUUGUAUCAUGAUACAUUGUUAAAACAUAGUUUAGCUUAACCAUCACCUUACUAAAGCAAGCAAGCAAGCAACAUGUUGGUUUAGUUAUAAGAACUAACAAAAAAAGAUACAUCAAAUUGUGUCUACUGAGAUCUAAUUUAGUGACGAUUCUCACUCGCCUCCAAUACAACAUGCAU